GGGGGCUGAUCAUAAAUGGCAAGGAAAGUGUCAUGUUUCUCAUAAUGUGAUUGGGGUGUAGCUGCAAUAAAAUUUCACUUCCCCUACGCGUAUUAAAGGUUUGUCCUUUGUAAGUGUCGGCUACACAUGGACAGUUAUGUGAUAUGACGAUAUAAAGCUUUGAGACUGGGCCAGCCGAUAUAUUUUACAAAGGCUACUUAGGUUGCGCUAAAUGCACAUGAUGUGUAGCAUAUUGCCCAAACCUACAUAAUGUCUGGGGGGUAUGGGUUGAGGAAUCGCCAACGAUGAAUAUUCUAGCAUUAUGUGACGAUGACAUCUGCCGGAGGAGAUUACUGGAUUACAGUUUACAGUCUGGUGGAGUGACAGGGACCCACUCAGAGCGGAUGCGGAGGAGAAUGAGUGAGCAACGUAAUUGAUGCGCACUGGAUAGGCUGCACGGAUGCGUCGAGAUCACGGUAGGAAUUUAAAAUGGAAAGAUUGACAUCGGUCAUCAUCCAUAUCAAUUCCUCAAAUAAAUGCUUGCUGAACUCACGGACAACAUGGAAUAAUGUCGCCCAGUGCUGCAUGCCGAGGAGAUUUUCAAAACCGACAUACCUCGCAACUUUCAAAGAUGCUGGUCCUGACUUUCUUACUAUUUGGUCUUUCGCAAGUGGGGAGCUCUAGGUUAUGCACCUACAUAUGCCAGUGCUAUGAGCACUCAGACCUGGUAGACUGUCGCGCUCGAAAGCUUACCAGCGUACCCCACGGCCUUCCGCAUGGCACGUGGCUCCUGGACCUCGGUGGUAACGUCCUGACAGAGUUGCGGAGUCGGACGUUCACUGGACUUUGGUCCCUUCGGAUUCUGGUCCUUUCAGAGAGUCAUAUUCAGCAAAUUCACACACAGGCCUUUUACUCGCUGUCCUUCCUGGAGAAGCUGGACAUGAGCCGUAACCACAUCUCCGAGCUGCCAGUGGACUUCUCCCAGAGCCUGUCCUCCCUGAGAGAGCUGCGUCUAGAACACAACGCCCUGCAGCAGCUGGUCCCCCCAAGCCUGGAGCACCUUGAGAGCCUGGAGAAGCUGGACCUGAGCCACAACAACAUCCACACCCUGGAGCCCGGUACUUUCCGAGGACUGUCCCGGCUGAGGCACCUCUACCUGCACUCCAACUGGCUGGGCACCAUACGCGAGGGCUCCUUCUCCAUGCUGCCAGUCCUGGAGCUGCUGCUGCUGGGCCAAAACAACAUCUCGCGCAUCGAGACGGAUGCCUUCGCCCCGCUGCACAGCCUUGCGUUGCUGGGCCUGGAGGGCAACCAGUUGGAGCACGUCAAGUUCAAGAUCUUCCUGAACCUGCACACCUCAGGCACGCACCUGCAGCUGGCCGGCAACCCCUGGAGCUGUGACUGCGACCUGCACCGUGUCUUCAGCAAGAUCCUCAGCGUGCGCCACCUGCACCUGGACGACUACCGCAAUGUGACGUGCCGUGAGCCGUGGCAGCUGGCCGGCGCCGCGCUGGCCGGUGUGGACAGCCAGCUCUGCAUGGCCGAGACCGCCACCGUGCUCAUCAUCACUGGCGCCGUGCUGGUGACUGUCAUCGGGGCUCUGGUGACCGCCGAGCACAACCGCAAGAACAAGGCCAAGGGGUGGAAAGAAGCCGACACGCAGGACCUGCAGGAGAAGUGAUGGAGGGGUGGAGGACCUUGUGAGAGGAGAGGGGCAGAGGGUGUGGUCCCCAGAAGUACGGUCACUUUUUCUUUUGGCCAUUUCUGGCCAACACAAUUUGCUUUCAGUUUUCACUUCGAAUUUUUGACACUCAAAGAA
Clupea harengus (Atlantic herring) is the source of this 1798-nucleotide messenger RNA. RefSeq lists its product as uncharacterized. NCBI's taxonomy places the organism in Eukaryota, Metazoa, Chordata, Actinopteri, Clupeiformes, Clupeidae. The record is from RefSeq and is a predicted model, not a curated record. Gene Ontology annotation, cellular component: plasma membrane. Gene Ontology annotation, molecular function: protein binding.